Messenger RNA from Dujonia railenensis, 2607 nucleotides. Lineage: Eukaryota; Fungi; Ascomycota; Pichiomycetes; Serinales; Debaryomycetaceae. The record is from the annotation of a GenBank genome assembly.
AUGUUUGGAGGGUCAGGAUCAGCAUUUGGCUCGGGAUCUACAGGUGGAAGUGGUGGACUAUUCGGCGCAAGUAAUAACAAUAAUAAUAGUAAUAACAAUAAUAGCAAUAAUAAUAAUGCUGCUACAGGUGGAACAUCUACGCCAGCUUUUGGAGGUUUCGGAAGUGGCGCUGCAGCCACUCCAUCAUCAGCUUCUGGAGCAGCUCCUGCUUUUGGUUCCAGUGCUACCAAUGGAAACUUAUUUGGCGGAAACUCUGGGUCAAUCGGUGCAGCCAAGCCCGCAUUUAGCUUUGGCGGAGCAUCUACCACAGCUACAGGAUCAGCACCUUCAGCUGCUUCCACCUCUUCACCAUCACCUGCAUUUGGAUCCAAUCCAACUUCCAAUUCUGCUAGCGCUGGAGGAUUUAGUUUUGGAGGAAAUAACACCAAUAAUAGUAAACCAGCACUCGGUUUCGGAAGCACGACCAACUCGGCUGCUCCAGCUGCAUUUUCUUUUGGAGCCAAGCCAAGCGAACCUGCUGCUGCUUCAGCUGCUCCAGCCGCCCCAACUGGAGGAUUAUUUGGCAGUAAACCAGCAGCUACCCCUGCUGCCUCUACCGGUGGGUUAUUUGGCGGUAAUUCAGCUACAACACCAGCUGCUACUUCUGGCGGAGGAUUGUUUGGAAGUAAACCAGCAGCAGCACCAGCAGCAGCACCAGCAGCAACACCAGCUGCUGCUUCUCCUGGGGGAUUAUUCGGUAGUAAACCAACCGAAACUCCAGCUGCUUCUACCGGAGGAUUAUUUGGUAGCAAACCAGCAUCGGGCACUUCAACGCCUCCUUCUGCCAAUCCAACAUCUUCAGGGACUAAUACCUUUUCUUUUGGGAACAAGCCUACUACAACAUCCACAUCAGCAUCUGCAUCUACUGGAAAUACUUUCUCUUUUGGAGCCAAAGCAGAUUCUGCUGCACCUGCCACCUCUAGCGGUGGAUUAUUCGGAAAUAAACCUUCUACCCCUUCUCCUAUAGCAUCUGGGCUCAGUCUUUCCAAGCCGGAGGAGAAGAAACUGGAUAAUGCAGCAACAUCCUUUUCUUUUGGAUCGAAAACAGCUGGAACUACCACAAGUACACCAUCAUCUGGUGGAUUGUUUGGAGCAAAGAAAAGUGACGAGCCCGCUGCUGCUUCAGGUGGAUUCUCUUUUGGAGCCAAGCCAGAAGAAAAGAAAGAACCGGCUUCCGCUGGAGGUUUCUCUUUUGGUGCAAAGAAAGAUGACAAGCCUGCUGCUACUUCAGGGGGAUUCUCGUUUGGCGCUAAACCAGAAGAAAAGAAAGAUGAUAAACCCGCUGCAGCUGCAUCUACUGGAGGAUUCUCCUUUGGAGCCAAAAAAGAUGACAAGCCCGCUGUGGCCAGUGGAGGCUUCUCAUUUGGCGCUAAGCCUGAAGAAAAGAAAGAUGAACCAGCUGCUGCUGGAGGAUUCUCAUUUGGCGCUAAACCAGAGGAAAAGAAGGAUGAUAAGCCUGCUGCUGCAGCUGGAGGUUUCUCUUUUGGUGCAAAGAAAGACGACAAGCCUGCUUCCACUACUGGUGGAUUCUCCUUUGGUGCCAAACCUGAAGAGAAGAAGGAUGAUAAACCAGCAAUUGGAGGCUUCUCAUUCGGAACCAAGACAGAUGAAAAGAAAGAUAACAACGCGCCAGCUACUUCCGGUGGAUUCUCAUUUGGCGCAAAGCCUGCUGAAAAGAAGGACGAUAAGCCAAGUACAGGGUUCUCUCUCGGAGGUAAGCCAGAGGAAAAGAAUGCCCAAUCGGCUUCAGUUUCUGUUAAUACAGUAAAAUCAGAGCCCACUUUAAAGCCAACUACUAUCAGACCUCAAGAGAUUUCAAUUGAUAACAAGACUAUGGAUGAUUUAAUUAUUAAGUGGUCUAAACAAUUAACGUCAACAUCAAAUAUUUUCAAGACAUAUACUGGCAAGGUUCAACAAUGGGAUCAGCAAUUAGUGAAAAGUGGGGAUGAGAUUUCAAAAUUAUACCAAGAUACAUUGGAGGCUGAAGGCUUACAAGCCAAGAUUGAUCAAAAUUUGAUCUUUGUUGAAUGUCAACAAGAUGAAUUGGAUAAGAUUUUGGAUAAUUAUGAGGCCCAGGCAGAUCAAUUGCUAAGCAACAUCGAAUUGAGCAAUAUCAGCAGCAUUAACAAUGGCAAUAAUACUUCAAAUAUCGGGGUUGGAAAUAACAGACUUGAAGGUCAAAAUGGGAGCUCUGGUGUCAGUGUUGGAGCUGCAGGUGCUCUCAGUGUUACCGAUAAACUUAGAGAAAAGGCUUAUCAUAAUGCAGAAUUAUUGGAUGAGAGAUUAGAUUCCAUGGGAGACAAUUUAUCUACGCUUAUUAAUGAGAUAAACUCAGUCAGUGAGGUGUUUAAUAAGAAUUUGUUGAUUGGACCGUCCUCAUCUGCUAAUAUUGCAGUCGAUGGAGAGGGUAAGAAGAAUAUUAAAACAGGAAGCGGGGACGACGAUACCGAAUCUGAGAAUCCAAUUGAAGAAGUUGUCAAAUUAUUGAAUUUACAUUUAGAAAAUCUCAAGUAUAUAGAAAAGAACGAGAAGGCAUUGAAAGAAAAGUUGGAAAAGUUAAGAAGGUGA